AUGCUAGAGCGACUCGAUGCACAAGCCAACAAUGCUGAAAGAGCCUCGGAACAAUUGACCAAGACGCUGGAGUCUGUCCAACACCUUCUCAACCCGGACACUCUCACACAGUACCGCUUCAAGAGACCCGCAAGGUUUGACCAGACCAAGCCUCGUCCAGGUCAGACCACUUCGACCCCAUCGAAGCACCAGCUCGGCCCCUUCGCGAAAAUGGUCCUGGACAAGACCAUUUCCUCCCACUAUGCUACCACAAAAGCCAAUCUGCCUACGCCGAUCUCCAACCCAAUCGCCAAAUUGCCAAAACCAUCGCCGCAAGGGACCACGCCUGGAACAAUAAACCCUGCUCAGCUCCAGCAAAGCCGCCAUGGCUACUCAUCAGCAACUCCCACGCCAACCUUUCCUACGGCACAGCCUAUGCCGUCUACUUCCAAGUCAUACCCACAACAAGAAAAGGCAAACGCUGCAGUGGCAAGACUACAGAACCUGAUUUCUGAGAUCUUUGAGGCUGAGGAUCAGAUGCAAGCGGACACAUCUGGCAUGGUAUCGUCAAAUACUGCUCGCUUCUUCAAUGUCGAUGAUGCUGUCGAGGGAACGCCCGUUCUGCAAGCAGCCAUCCAAACCCAGCUCGACACCGCUUUGUACAAGGUUGUCGCCAAUGCUCGCUUACACAGUAUCGACGUCGAAGAUCUGGGCCGUAUACAGCGUUUAUGUGAUCACGCUGUCACUGCUGCCGGUACUUGUAACUAUCGUAUAGACGAUGAUACUCCGCAAGAGGUCGAUGACUGGCUUCACCGCAUUGGUAUUGGAGAGCAAGGUCUGAACGCUUGCAAAACAUUGCUUCGCAUCAUGACGGCAGGUCGGGAAGAGAAGGAAAAACAGCUUUACUCUGAAGAAACGCUCGCCACCCUCUUGAGCAGCCUGAUUCAUGUGGUUGAGACUUGCAUCAUCCCCGUGGUGGAGAUGAGGAGUAAUGGAGAUAUGGCUGAUGCAUUCAAAUUCGCCUCUUCUCAGAGUAAGUCUCUGACACAGGUUUUGACAGUCUGCAUUCGGGUCAUCAAACUCCUCGGCGAUCUUAUUGCCAAAACCGACGUCGAUGAGCGUGUCAUCGUUUCUGCCGAGUUCAUCUGCAAGACGCUGGUGUUCGUUGAGAAUGCGACAUCUGAGAAAGAUUCUGCUCUUGGGAUACAAAGGUUCGAGACGGCCCGUAGGGCUGCCAUGGAUGUGCUAGCCAAGAUCUUCGCUCGUUACCCAGAACAGAGGCAAUCAAUCUUCGACGAGAUCUUGACUUCUCUCGAGAAACUCCCUGUUGGUAGGCAAAGCGCUCGCCAGUUCAAGAUGGUUGAUGCAAAGCCAAUACAGCUGGUGUCUGCUCUACUCAUGCGUUUGGUACAGACCAGUGCAACACGUAUGGAACCCAAGACGAAAUCUGUCACUGAGGAAGACGACACCGAGAGACCUGAGGAAGAUGCAGAGUCUUCCGACGAGGAGUCUGAUGCAGACUCAGACUUCGACAGUGAAAUAGAAAAGAAGCGUCGUGCUAAACGUAAGCCCAAGCCGAAGAAGCGUACAAGCGAUGGACCGGAAGAUCUAGCAUCGGUCACCAAUCCUCUGUACGAAGCUGCAUACAGAGAUGCUCACUAUGUCGUCAAUUACAUGGUUCAGCGUGCUUUGACCUCGACAAAAUCAGGAGACCAGCCUUACAGAAACCUUCUGGACAUUUUCACUGAAGAUUUCCUGAGCGUAUUGGGCAACACCGACUGGCCGGCUGCCGAGAUGUUCCUCCGUGUGCUUCUGGCUAAGAUGUUUGAACUUUCCGAAAACCACAAAGGCUCGGCUCCUUCCAAAGCAAUGGCUCUUGAACUGAUGGGCGGCAUGGCUACCCGAAUUACCGAGCUACGUCUACAAGCUCAGUCUGCAGCUCGCCACCCAAACACAGAACGUUCAGAAGUUACAGCCAAGCUGCUGCAACUUCACGAGAACAUUAUAGCCGAGCAGAUCGAAGAGGACGAGUUGUUGUCAUUCGAUGGUCCGUACCGUGUCAUACUCGAAUAUCUCCAAGCUAGAGGCACGGAUGAUACAGAGUUGAUGACUGCCCGAGGGUACCACACUGUCCAAUGGGCAAAGCAAGUCCUUCAGCUUGGCCAAAGCACCUCGAAGUCAACUAAACUCGAAGAACGCUUGGCUUUUAUGAUCAAGGAUUCGGGAUGGCUCGAAACCGAAUACGACUUCAAGCAAGUCACCACCGAAGACGCAAGAUUUGCAGCUGUCUUGAUCACCAUGAAUUUGCCUUUCUGCCGAGCUUUCAACAAGAUCUUUAGCAAACUUCUUGGUACCAUGGCUGGCGAUCAGGCUUCUUUACGAAGCAAGAGCUUGAAAAGUAUUGAACAACUUCUCGAGAUGGAUCCUACCAUUCUUGAUCAGGGCACUUUCUUCAUCAACAGCAUCAUCAGGUGUCUUGCAGACAACUCGACUCAAGUUCGUGACUCUGCUCUUGGUCUCAUUGCCAAAUGUCUCUCCUUACGUCCAAAACUCGAUACGAUGCUCUACGAGCGCGUCAUUAUGCGAGCUCAGGAUGCCAAUUUGCAUGUUAGAAAGCGUGCGAUGAAGAUGCUGAAAGAUAUGUACCUGCGAAACGAUGCUCUAAACAUGAAAGCAUUGAUCGCAGAUACCCUAAUCAAUCGUGUCACGGAUGCUGAUGAGAGCAUUGUGGAACUUGCUCGUCUGACGUUCGAGGAUAUCUGGAUGACACCCUUCCACGCCAUUUCUGGUUCAGACACCGAUGCAGUCAAGAAGAAGCUCCGCCUACGAGAGCAAACCGGUCUGGUGAUCAAUAUCGUCAAGCGCAAGACUGAGACCACCGAAGCAGUCCUGCCAGAACUUUUGCAGCAAAUUCUGUCAGAGAAGUCCAAAGCGGCAAAAGCAAAUGUCGUCGUGUGCAAGGAGAUGGUGAAGCUCAUGUUCGACGCUAUCGUUGAUCCGAGCGAACUGCCAGAAAGCCCUCCACAGCAGCACGUAUUGCAGACACUCACCAUCUUCUCGGCAGCCAACGCCAAGCUGUUCAAAGCAGACCAAUUGCAAACUCUCCAACCUUAUGUCACGAAUCUCAGCACAGAUGAUAACUUGCUAGUAUAUCGCUCAGCAAUUGUCAUCCUUCGUCACACCUUGCCUCAUAUGAAGAAUCUCAACCGAGACUUCCUCGUCAACAUACAGCAAGCUCUACUUGGAAGCUUUACCAGACUUCCACCUGCCGAGCUCAAGGAAGUAGCAAUCUGUCUCUGGACUCUGGACGGUGAACUGCACAAUACCGAGAGGCUUGUCAAAGUUACGCUUUCACUGUACGACCAGAUUAAGCGAGGCUUGCCUGUUGACAUGAACAGCAACCCAGCUGUAGCGCAAAAGACGAGGAGACUAAUUACCAUUGCCGGCCAUUUUGGCAAAGCCUUCAACCUUGAUGAUCACCUCGGUUCAUUCAAGGAGAAGUUCCCAGACUACAAGGGCCAACAUGUGGCAUUCCUCGCUGUAGACUUGAUCUGUCCUUACACAAGCCCUAACCAACCCAUGGUUCUUCGUCAAGCAGCACUCGACAGUGUUUGCAUGCUGUGUCAAGCUUGGCCAGGUCAGUUGAUGCGUGCAGAUGUAUGUAAUGCAUUCAAACUCGCGCUAGAGUCUGACGAUCAACAACUUCCGAUGACACUGAUCGUUGGUCUGAAAGACUUCUACUGUGCUGGUGACAAGCCUGGCGAGUCGAGUCUGGUUCAAGUCGGUACUGGCGUGGAAGCUGGCACUGAAAGACUCGGCAACACCUACAUGGCUACCGAUCGCGACGGCGCAGCCACUUCUAUCGCGCAACAAUUUCUGGGUAGAAUCCGCGAUGUUGCGCUUACCUCAGCCGACACCCUCGCGUUCAACGCAGUCCAAGUGGUUGCUAGUAUUGGCCGCCAAGGACUUGUCCAUCCCAAGGAGACAGGGCCCUGCUUCAUCGCGCUCGAGACUUGUCCAGAUACCAAGAUAGCCACAUUUGCCUUCCAGGAGCAUAUGGGGCUUUACAGCAAGCACGAAGCCAUGUUCGAGAAGGAGCACAUCGGCGCUGUCCAUCAGGCGUUCACGUACCAGCAAAACGUGGCCAAGAGCAACCAGGGAUACGCAGGAACGCCACCGACAUCGGUGAUGCACCACUUCUGGGAAGUCCUCAAAACAGGAAAGGCCAAGAUCCGCAUCAAGUUCCUGACAGCAAUCUGCGGCAAAGCAGGUGUAGGUUUUGAUGUCACCAAAGUUGACAUGUCUGGUCCACUUCCAUUUCAUGUCGCUUUCACCCGAUUCGUAUCUGAGAAUCUGGCUUUCUUCGACUACGCCAAAUUUGAUGAGCUCCAGCACCUUAUUGAGUGUAUCGAGAAAGUUAUGGCCAACACCGGUACUCCCGUCGCUCAUAUGGUCGACGUCGACAUUCUUCGCAUGCUCAUUGAGAAGGAUGCCCCAAUGGUCGAUGGCGAGAACGGCAUCGCUGUUGGUAUUCCUUCUUCUCAGAGCAAGCCAGUCGACCCAGCUCGAUUACGCGAGUUGACUGUCUACGUUCAGGUUCUCCUGCUCCUGUGGGAAACACGUACAUACCUUCGACGACUUUGGAACGUCAGCAAACACCAGGCAGCCGCAAAGGCUAAGGCGAGCAAAGAAACCGUGCGUGCAUUGCAGCGCAUUCCCAACUCGACAAAUCUGACUGAGAGAUAUCUUGCACGCAAUCAAGAGAUCAUGGCAGCUCUUGAGACGCCUGAAGGGCAGCUCAGCCUUUGCAACUCGUUCUCAGAAGUCAUGGCAGUCGACAGCGAACUCAGAGUCGACAAGGAGGAUGCAGAAGGUGACAUGGAUACUUCAAUGACGAUGAAUGGCGACGGCUACGAAACUCCAAGUGAGAGAGGCGAGAGCGCGACCCCUGGCAGUGGACAAAAGCGUGGUCGCAAGAGAAAGAGCAUUGAUUCUAAUCAGAACACGCCUAGAAAGAAGGGACGGCCAAAGAAGAGUUCGAGUGUGCAAGGCCGCUCGGUGUCUUUUGCUUGA
This is a messenger RNA of Aureobasidium namibiae CBS 147.97, 5052 nucleotides long. RefSeq lists its product as uncharacterized. Gene Ontology annotation, biological process: establishment of mitotic sister chromatid cohesion; replication-born double-strand break repair via sister chromatid exchange; regulation of gene expression. The transcript is spliced from 2 exons. NCBI's taxonomy places the organism in Eukaryota, Fungi, Ascomycota, Dothideomycetes, Dothideales, Saccotheciaceae. The record is from RefSeq and is a predicted model, not a curated record. Gene Ontology annotation, cellular component: Scc2-Scc4 cohesin loading complex. The coding region runs from base 1 to 5052 and encodes 1683 amino acids. Gene Ontology annotation, molecular function: chromatin binding.